This is a messenger RNA of Pochonia chlamydosporia 170, 3372 nucleotides long. RefSeq names its product ABC a-pheromone efflux pump AtrD. The transcript has 3 exons. Gene Ontology annotation, molecular function: ATP hydrolysis activity; ATP binding; ABC-type transporter activity. Gene Ontology annotation, biological process: transmembrane transport. NCBI's taxonomy places the organism in Eukaryota, Fungi, Ascomycota, Sordariomycetes, Hypocreales, Clavicipitaceae. Gene Ontology annotation, cellular component: membrane. Bases 1 to 3372 code for a protein of 1123 amino acids. The record is from RefSeq and is a predicted model, not a curated record.
AUGAACGGCAUCGACCUUGUUGCUGUUUUUGGAGGCUAUGAUCGGGAGGUGUUCAGGUACGGUUCAGUCCUCAAGCUUGCCGCACGACACUUCUUGCUUCAAGUUCGCUGCAAUGCUAUUCAAAAAGGCUACAUUGCUUUCUGGUCCAUUUCAAUUUUUGUUUUGGGCUUUUGGUACGGCCUUGUUUUGGUUGAACAGGGCACACCGCCUGGACAUAUCGUUACAACCUUUUAUGCAAUUUUGACUGCAUUCCAAGGCGUUGAGUCCUUCGCUGUCCACUGGCUCGUCUUGUCAAAAGGCAAAGGCGCAGGUUAUUUCUUGGCCAACCUGAUUAGACAAAAGGAAACCCUGGAGUCUCCGCCAAGUGCCGGCACCGAAGCUAAGAUUGUUAGCUGCAUCGGGGAUGUUCGGUUAGAACAUAUAAACUUUACCUACGAGUCAGAUCCGAGCAAAAAUUGUCUGACAGAUGCUUCAAUGCACUUUCCAGCCAAGAAGAUGACGUUUAUGAUUGGAGAGAGUGGUUCAGGGAAAAGCACAGUUUGUUCUCUGAUUGCUAACCUUCUGACACCGGCUGACGGGCAGGUAACAAUCGAUGGCCAUCCUGUUCAUCAGCUACAAAACAGCUGCCUUCGAAGACACGUUGCACUCAUACAACAGCAGAGCCCCGUCAUCCAUGACACCUUUUUCAACAAUGUGGCACUUGGGCAUAAUUUUCCGUCAGAAGUUACAAUGUCGGACGUUUUGCGAGCAUGCGAAUUCGCGCAGCUAGACUCUGCUAUUUUAAGCUUGCGUAAUGGAGUCUCUACGGUGAUUUCAGCCGACGCUCGGCUGCUUAGCGGUGGUCAAAGACAAAGGCUUGCCUUGGCCAGAGCAAAACUGCGUGAUCCGGAAGUCUUGAUACUAGACGAGCCCACGAGCGCCUUGGACCCUGCCAGUCAAAUCACAAUCAUGAAAGCCAUCAGGAAGUGGCGGCACGGCAAGACUACCAUCAUCGUCACUCACGAUCUGUCCAACAUCGAGGAUCAAGACUUCGUUUAUAUCCUGAAAAAUGGCUCCGUGUUUUGCCACGGCCGAAUGAAUCAGCUGCGGAAUAUCGCAGAAGAAUGCUGCAAUGCGAAAGAUGGAAGAAGAACCAACAGUCGUCACUUUAGCAAUAGCUCGGUCUCAAAUUCCAGCUUCGGGCCACGAGCAACAAGUCAAUUAUCCCCGGCUCAUGUCCAUGACCAUCUCCAAGAGUCGCAGAGAAACUCACUUCUUGUAGCUUCGCCACCAUGGUCACGCGGUUAUAACGACUCCUCCACUCAAAAUUUUGAAAAGAAUACACGCAAACGAUUGUCAAGACCCGUAUCAGUGGGCUGGCAACUAGCCUCUGAUGCGGAAAGCAAACAGAAACAGUUCUCAAACUACGUAGAAAGUCGUUUUGCUAUGUCAGUGGCCGCUGGAGGAGCCCCAACUUCAAAACUGCAGCUCGGGCCUGUCAAGGAAGAAUCGCGGGACACGGUGAAAAGACAAAACGCUGUGGACGCAGAAAACGGCGGCCGCGAUCUGUUUGAUCGCCGAGUUAGAUCUUUGCCUGGCAUCAUCAACACUGUGUGGUGGGCAGUACCGGGCCGGGAUUGCUUUACUCUCAUCGUCGCCAUUAUCCUCUGUCUGAUUGCUGCUAGCGCGACACCAGCCUUUUCCUACUGCCUUGCCCAACUUCUAGCCGCAAUGUGGGCAGAGGCCGGCAAAGAAGUGGGUGUGAAAUGGGCACUGUACCUUGUGGGAAUUGCUGCCAUUGAUGGACUCUGCACAGGUGUUGGCCAUUACCUCUUUGAGAAGGUCGGCCAAACCUGGGUGGACAACCUGAGGAAAACUGCACUCAGAAAUAUCUUGGAACAGCCAAACAGGUGGUCCCAAGGAAUCGACGAGACCGGCAGGCAUCUGGGCCAAUGUCUUGACAGGAACGCCCAGGAGAUGCGAGCCAUAAUUGGCAAAAUCCUUCCUGUCAUAAUAGUCGUGCUGGCCAUCAUGUUCAUCUCGAUCGUCUGGGCCAUGACAAUCUGCUGGAAACUGACAUUAGUUGCAUUGUCACCUUUGCCAUUAAUUAUAGUAAUGGUGAAGGCCCAUUCUAUGGUCAGUUCCAAGUGGGAACAGAGGUGUAACAUGGCAGCUGCAAAUAUCAGUGCCAUUCUGCGAGAAAUGUUGAUCAAUUUUGAGUUCGUUCGAGUUUUUAGUCUUGAAUCAUACUUCAAUGACAGGCAAUUCUCAGCAGCUGGUCAUUGUCUGCGCACUGGGCUUCAGAGAUCGCUCUAUACAGGGCCAUUAUUUGGCCUUUAUCAGUCCAUUGUUAUGCCUCUUGCCGCCUUGGUUUUCUAUUAUGGCACCUCAAUUGCGGCUGAAGAUACGGGUGCCAAUGUCGGAAAAGUCCUUCAAGUCAUCAAUCUCCUACUGUUUAGCAUAGGAACUGCGUUCGAGCUGCUAAAUGGUCUUCCGGAGCUUCCUUGUUCGAAAGAAGCAGCUGCUGAGUUACUCGCAUACGUCCGCUUACCUCGAGUUACCCAACAACCCCUGAAAACCGUUACAGAUCAGCCAUCCUCUCUCCUCCCCAUACGAAUUCGCAAUCUGGAUUAUGUGCCUGAUCGAUUCUCUCCCAAGCUUCUAAACAGGCUAUGCUUGGAGAUUGAACAGGGCAGGUCCUUAGCCAUAGCUGGUGCGUCUGGUAGUGGUAAAUCGACACUGUUGUCGAUUCUGCUCGGAAUAAAUGCACCGAGCAAUCUGGCACCGGGUCAGUUCAAGGAUCAAAAUUUUUGUUUGACUUUUGGUGACGCAUCCAACACCGCCAUGGACGUGCGACAUCUACGUUCCAUGAUGGCAUAUGUUCCUCAAAAGCCAUUUCUUUUCCCUACUACUAUUGGCGAAAAUAUUGCCUACGGGAUUGAUGCAUCGUCCACUCAGUCUCUAAAAGACACUGUUAUCCAAGCAGCCAAAAUUUCUGGAAUACAUGAUUUUAUUGAAUCUCUUCCAAAUGCAUACGACACUAUUGUUGGUGAUGGGGGGCAAAUGUUGUCCGGUGGUCAGGCUCAGCUGGUGAAUGUUGCGCGUGCCUUGGCAAGAAAACCACAACUUCUUGUCCUGGAUGAGCCUACAAGCGCCCUGGAUGAGAAGAGCGCAGCCGCAGUCCGUUCAGCCAUAACAUCUCUUAUCCGAUUAUCGUGUAAACAACAGAGCACCAUGGCUAUCGUUGUUGCAACUCACUGCCCGAAAAUGAUGCAGGCUGUAGACGAGAUCUUGGUUCUUGACGCAGGCUCCAAAGUUGAGCAAGGACCAUACGAGACUUUGGUGGCAAACCGCGGGUCUCUUUGGAAACUAGUUGAUCACGACAGAAAAUAG